AUGGCACUGGAUGACGUGGAGGCCCAAAAUCAAAUUCGCCAAAUGGUGAAUUUCAUCCUCAAUGAGGCGAAAGAUAAAUCUGAGGAAAUCGAGUCUAAAGCCAUGGAGGAGUUUAAUAUUAAAAAACUUACAAUAAUCCACAAGCUCAAGGAGGAGGCGAGACAAAAAAAUAUUAAGAAACUAAAGCAGGAAGAGACUAAAUCAUUGCUCGAAAAGACGGAAAUAUUGCAUAAAUUGCGCCUGGACUCUAUAAAGGUCAAAAAUAACAUUUUGAUGGAAAUACAAGAAGCUGCGGGCAUGAAACUAGAUAAACUGCACGAAGAUAAAGAGAAAUACAAAUCCUUAAUCAUAGAUUUGAUUGUGGAAGCCUGUAUAUUGCUAGCCACGCCAGAAGUUUGGGUUUUCUGCAAGGCGAGGGACAAACAAGUAGUCCUUGAAUCUAUUGAUCCCGCAAUUAAGAAAUAUGAAAAACUCAUCAAAUCCAACCCAAAUAAUCCUCAACAAAUAAAAAUAACUCUCAAUCCUAAAGACAUUGAGGCUGCCACAUCAAAAGGCUCCAUUUGCUAUGGGGGAGUUAUGAUAACUUCCGUUGAUGGAUCGCUAAUAUGCAAUAACACUUUGCGAACUCGUUUGGAAAGCAUUGUAAAUAGGGGGACCCCUAUACUAUCUUCAAAGCUAUAUGGUGAAUCACUAUAG
Messenger RNA from Babesia microti strain RI, 696 nucleotides. RefSeq names its product ATP synthase (E/31 kDa) subunit. Gene Ontology annotation, molecular function: proton-transporting ATPase activity, rotational mechanism. The coding region runs from base 1 to 696 and encodes 231 amino acids. Gene Ontology annotation, biological process: proton transmembrane transport. The record is from RefSeq and is a predicted model, not a curated record. Lineage: Eukaryota; Apicomplexa; Aconoidasida; Piroplasmida; Babesiidae. Gene Ontology annotation, cellular component: proton-transporting two-sector ATPase complex, catalytic domain. The transcript is spliced from 6 exons.